This is a messenger RNA of Fusarium venenatum, 1284 nucleotides long. RefSeq lists its product as uncharacterized. Lineage: Eukaryota; Fungi; Ascomycota; Sordariomycetes; Hypocreales; Nectriaceae. The record is from RefSeq and is a predicted model, not a curated record.
AUGUCACUCGCUGAAAAACCCUUUUCGUCUCACGUCGACGUUCAAGUCGCAAAACUACCUACAACUCCUCCAGAGUAUGAACAUCUUGGUAUUCAUCGAGAUGGAAGUUGCCAACCUUGGGGAGCAGCUCAUGCUUUGGCUGCUACACUAAAGGGCAAGAUGUCCAGGAAACCUGUAGUACAGAUUUCCAUCAACCGUCACUUCAACUCAAAGGUGUACACCACCAACUCGGAGGUAUCUGGUGUUGUUUCUAUUACACCUGCGAGAAACACUCGAUUCGAUCAUGUUGAUAUCUCUCUCGAUGGAAUAAGCGAAACAAGAAGGGAUGGUCCUGAUAUGACACACAUGACGAGCCAUCGAUUCCUUCGACUUGAGAUGCCCAUCGACGAAUCCGAAUAUCCUUCAUCCAACAUUCUUUCAGCUGGAACAACAUAUACUUUUCCUUUUAUUUUUAACGUCCCAGCUCAUCUCACCUCCAAAGCCUGCACUCACUCGACCGUCUCCGAAGAUGUAUGGGAACGACACAUGGCUCUUCCUCCUACACUAGGAGGCUGGGAGAAAGACGACAUGGCUCCAAACAUGGCACGAGUUAGCUACAGCGUCAAAGCAUUUGUUCUUGCACGAACCAAAACCGGAUUCCAAGCUAUCCUUGGAAACUAUCACCGCAUCAACGUUAUACCUACAUCUUUCGAAGAACCACCCCUGAACAUCACCGAACGAGACGAUCUUUACAAAAUCGAAAAGUCGAAAAAGGUGCGAAAGAAUAUCUUUUCUACCUCGCAAGGACGGAUUUCUGCUGUGGCGGCUCAACCUGCUGCUGUACAUCUCAGCAAGGAGGGUUAUGAGGCGACUGGAUCUUGUAUUCCUAUAAGUUUCACGUUUGAGCCUUCUUCUGCGGAUGUGAUUCCUCCUCAGAUUACAUCGGCGUCUAUGAAGGUUUAUUCACAUACUUGGUUCCGAGACCAACCGAUGCGAAAUCUACCUACUAUGGGAUCACAAGUUGCCAACUUUGGAUAUCCUUAUUCAGUUGCUCUGCCAAAGGUUGAAACCAAGAUGGAGUGGACUCAGAAUGUGGAUAUGCAGUCUACAAAGUCAUCGCCUGUCUUUCACACGGCUACAGUACAACUUCCUUUUGAGUUACCUACUGUUGAUAAGAUGUUUGUGCCGACGUUUCACUCUUGUAUUGUCUCAAGAGCGUAUACUGUCAAGGUUGUCCUGGAGGGAGAUGUCAAGAUUGACUUGAUGGUUCCUGUUCAGGUUGUUAUGGGGUCACCUGAUGUUUGA